Lactuca virosa is the source of this 570-nucleotide messenger RNA. The record is from the annotation of a GenBank genome assembly. Lineage: Eukaryota; Viridiplantae; Streptophyta; Magnoliopsida; Asterales; Asteraceae.
AUGAGUGUCGGUAAGCUCGUCACUGUUCUAACCGUCAUCUUCAUCGUCUCCAUCGUCGUUCUCGCCGCCGAACUCCUCUUCGUCCUCUGGCGCCGCCGUUACUUCCGUUGCCAAACCUCCCUACCUCCUAUCUCAGGUAACAACCAACGCCCUGAUCACCUCACCACCUCCCACUCCGAUUCCUCCACAAAGGAGCUACUCUAUUUCUUCUGCUUAAAAUCCCAGACACGGGUGGAGCCAUCGGAAACUCCGACGCCAACUAGGUCGUCGCCGGAGGAUCCUGUGAUCGACGUUUUUAAGCUGUUGGAAGAAAACGGACCCUCGAGGGUUCUUUGUACGAUUAAAGAAGACGAGAGGGAAGACGUCGAGUCAACGUCCAUGUCCCGUGUUAACUCCGUCGAGAUAACGGUGGCUGAGAGAGUGUCUUUGCAAACGUGUCUUGAGUCUGAGGCGGCGGAGGAGAUCGGUUUGAACAUUGGUGACAUAAAGACGGCGGUCUCGUCGCCGUGUGAUUCGCCGAUCUUUUUUACUCCGGUGGGAUCUCCGCCACGAGAUGUUAUGUGUUUGUAG